This is a messenger RNA of Trachymyrmex cornetzi, 2121 nucleotides long. Its product is annotated as ATP-binding cassette sub-family G member 1. Gene Ontology annotation, biological process: transmembrane transport. Bases 238 to 2121 code for a protein of 627 amino acids. Gene Ontology annotation, cellular component: plasma membrane. Lineage: Eukaryota; Metazoa; Arthropoda; Insecta; Hymenoptera; Formicidae. The record is from RefSeq and is a predicted model, not a curated record. Gene Ontology annotation, molecular function: ATP binding; ABC-type transporter activity; ATP hydrolysis activity. The transcript is spliced from 11 exons.
UUGUGCGAUACAUUUCGCAAACACAAGAGUCGCUCGUAAAAGGCAACUUUUUACGCUUCUAGCAGCGCGAAAUCAAUUAAUGCAUAAAAUCAAAGUGUAAUGCUGCUAUUAGCUAUGUACAAUUGAAGCAUUCAACAAUCAUCACAUAUAUAUCAUUUACGUCCUCACGUAUACAGUGUAAACGCCGGCUCUUCAAUUAAUUAUAGGUGGACUGCUAAUUUUACAGUGUUCGACAAAAUGCUGAAAGCAAACGAUAAAAAUGACGCAAUAAGGAUAUUGAACGAUGACUGUAAGAUCCAUAUGCAGGAAUCGAAAAAACUAUUGAAACUCGACAAGUCGCAAAACUCGCAAAUAUGCAUUGAAUUUAAUGAUAUUUGUUAUUCAGUUCGUCACGGAUUUAAAGAAACUGAGAAAAAAGUCCUACAUAAUGUAACAGGGCACUUCGAAACAAAAAAAGUCACGAUAAUUAUUGGUGCUUCUGGCGCAGGAAAAUCCACUCUGCUAAAAAUUAUAUCGGGCCAACGAUUAAAUAACGUUAAAGGUACCAUCACCGUAAACGGUGUUAAAUCGAAUAGAGGAAUGUUUCGCAAACAGACAUGCUAUGUGCCGCAACAAUAUGAUUUAUUGCCAUUCCUCACAACGAGAGAAACUCUCUAUAUAGCGGCACGAUUGAAACUCAACGUUAAUCAGAGCGAACAAGCAAUUCGAUUAGUUGUGAACGAUAUCACAAAGAGUCUCGGCUUGUCAUCUUGUCUAAACACAUUGGCAAAUAAACUAAGCGGUGGCGAACAGAAGAGACUCUCCAUCGGCGUAGAAAUGAUCACCAAGCCAUCUGUUCUCUUAUUAGACGAGCCAACAAGCGGUCUCGACAGUGUGACCUCUAAUCAACUUAUUAGCAUGCUACACGAUAUGACGAGAAGAAAUUGCACUGUAAUUUGCGCGAUACAUCAACCCAGUAGUCAGAUGAUGUCGCACUUCGAUAAUAUUAUGGUACUCAACCGAGGCAGAUGUAUGUACUGCGGUCCCAAGAGUGAGAUCUUAAACACGUACAGCAUUGCCGGAUUCACGUGUCCCAGCUUUUAUAAUGUAGCCGAAUAUGUGCUUGAGGUGAUAACCGAACAGAGAAGUGGAGAUUUAGAGAAUCUAUACGAGAUCUGUCGUGAUGAAUACGAAAAGUUCAAAUUAUGCAGUAAACGUAACAAACAUGAAUUAGAUUCACCAAAUAAUUUCAAACAGAAAUUUGAAAUGCAAAACGAUACAAGUAUAAAUAGCGCAAUACAAAAAAAGUCCACAUGGCAACAACAAAAGAUAUUAUUUUUACGAGCUUUAAUCUGCAUAAAACGAGAUAGCGUUUUGACAAAACUAAGAUUGGCGGUGCACGUUGUAAUCGCGCUAUUAUUAGGAGCACUUUUCUAUAAUUUUGGUAAUGAUGCAGGAAAAGUGUACAGUAACAUUUCCUGCUUAUUUUUUUAUCCUUUUUUUUUAUUCUUCGCAAAUCUCAUACCAUUUAUUCAUAUAUUUCCUACGGAAGCGGCAGUAUUCUUACAAGAACAUUUAAAUAAUUGGUACUCUUUGAAAGCUUAUUAUAGCGUAAAAGUAUUAACGGAUCUCCCGAUUCAAAUACUUUCUGCUUCGUGUUUCCUGUUUAUAUCUUACUAUAUGACAGGACAGCCAAUGGAAUAUGAAAGAAUUUUAAAGAUAUGGGGCAUUUGCCUAUUAAUUACGAUUCUUGGACAAACGAGUGGGAUAUUUGCAGGCGUGGUUUUUGGCACUGAGUUAGGUAUGUUUUUAAUACCGAUAUGCAGUAUACCAUUAUUGCUCUUCUCUGGAUUUUUCUUGAAAUUAAAUGAAAUGCCGACAUAUCUGCAAUCAAUAAGCUUUUCAAGUUUUUUCAGAUUUGCGUUUGAAGGAAUAAUGCAGGCGAUCUACCUUGACCGACCAAAACUGCUAUGCUCUGAAGCAUAUUGUCACUUGCGUUCUUCAAACAAGAUUCUUUCAUUAAUGGGUAUGCCAACAAUGUCAUUUUACCUAAUUCUGAUAAUACUUGGUUCUUGGAUACUCUGUUUACACGUGAUCGUCUAUGCAACACUCCUAUGGAAAAUUUAUUAUACAAAAAAGUAA